Drosophila serrata is the source of this 1290-nucleotide messenger RNA. RefSeq names its product immunoglobulin binding protein Tap42 (gene Tap42). Gene Ontology annotation, molecular function: protein phosphatase 2A binding. NCBI's taxonomy places the organism in Eukaryota, Metazoa, Arthropoda, Insecta, Diptera, Drosophilidae. Gene Ontology annotation, biological process: regulation of signal transduction; regulation of dephosphorylation. Gene Ontology annotation, cellular component: cytosol. The record is from RefSeq and is a predicted model, not a curated record.
UGUAGUACGCGCCUGCUAGAUUGUUCUUCGCCAUAUUAUUUUCGCAACGUUUUAUUGUAAAUACAGACUUUUAGAUGGCUGAAGGUAAUUCAGACGAAGGAGCAGCUGGCUGCGAAGACAAGAAGCUCUCAGAUAUCUUCCUAAGUGGCUGGAACAUCUUUGACGAGCUAGAAGUUUCAGAGCUGCCCUUUAACAGCAGCGAGUUUCAGAACAAGGUCAAGACGGCAAUGAGCCUUUUCGAGGAGGCCACUGUCAUCGUGAACCAAGUUAGCAUGUUCAGUGCCAACGAGCUGAUCGAUGAAGUCUCAACCGACUCGCUGCCCUUCAUGCUGCUGCCUUACUUUUUGGCCAAACUAACUACAAAGAUCAACAACUCCAGCAACACGGAUGUUUUGGAUCUGGGCGAGAUAUACUUCAAGGAUCACCUGCAGCGUUGCCAGGAGUACGAUCUCUGCGAGACGCCCAAAUCAAAGGAGGAGAGGCAGGACAAGCAGGCAAGUAACCAAAGUGAGCAGCGACAGCUCAUGGAGGCCGCUUUCAAUCGUAACGACAAAAUCGCCCAAUAUCGCCGAAUGAAGGAGAUCGACGAGUAUAUGGACAAAAUGCGGGCUGCCAUCAAAAACAAAACGGCUGACGACGAGGUCAGACGGGAGUUCUUUCUUAAGUAUUUGGACAAAAGCAUUAUUGACUCCAAACAGGAGUUGGAAUCGCUGCGGGUGAUGAAGGAGCUAGCUAAGAUGCGCCUGGCGCGCCUGACCGGUGGCGAUGUUGUUGACGAAGUUGACAUUUCCCACUUCCACCAGCCGCAGCAAAACUCCGCGUCGUCUAUUUCUGCCUCCCGAGGACACGGACACAGUCACGGGCCAGGACACCACCACAACCAUCAGCUGUCAUCCGCACCUAAGCCGAAACCACUGCAGCCAUUUAUCAUAACGCGCAAUGCCGCGCAAAAAGCGGUGUUUGGGCUGGGCUAUCCCAGUUUGCCUAUUAUGAGCGUCGACGAGUUCUACCAGAAGCGCGUCGAUGAAGGAAUAUUCCCUGAUGAGGAGAAAGUGGCCAAAAUGAAUCAGGCACAGGCUAUCGCGGCAGCACGGGAUCCCAACGAACAGGAGGACGAAGAAAAGGCGGUCGAGGAACAGCAGGUUGAGGAGGACGAUCCGGAAUAUCUGGACCGCAUGAGGCGCAUGGACGAGUAUAAGGAUGUGGUGCGACGCGGAGAUGGGAACCGGCACAAUCGUAGCUAAGAAGCACUUUUAAAUAUUUUGUAUUUUUUCUAAAUUAUAAAAAUGG